Messenger RNA from Pistacia vera, 3026 nucleotides. RefSeq names its product probable pectin methyltransferase QUA2. NCBI's taxonomy places the organism in Eukaryota, Viridiplantae, Streptophyta, Magnoliopsida, Sapindales, Anacardiaceae. Gene Ontology annotation, molecular function: methyltransferase activity. The record is from RefSeq and is a predicted model, not a curated record. The transcript has 9 exons. Gene Ontology annotation, cellular component: cytoplasm. The coding region runs from base 313 to 2403 and encodes 696 amino acids.
UAUAAAAAGGGUAUAGUAUUCAGUUUUAACGAGUUCUGUCGUGAUUGGAUCGAUACAAAAUCUCUUUUCUAUUUUCUUCCACUCUCAGUAUCGAAGACGAGGGGAGUUGGAGAGGGAGAGGUAAUCGGAGCUAAGACUUGAAGUAAACACAACAUCGUUAAGUAUUGUUAUGAUGACAGCAACACGGAGAAAGAACAAAGAUGUUUAAGUAGCGUGACCAAACCAUUUCAUGAAAUUCUGCUGAUUUUCUGCGCUUUUGUUUCUCGCUAUAUUUAUUAUCUUCCUUUGUACAAUAUAGGAGGUUAUAGGAAAAUGUCGAGGCCUACUCAUAGAGGUUCACCCGGUAUCCGGAUCUCCGGGAAUAGCCAUGGUUUAUGGGACUCAGAAAUUAAAGAUAGAACAGAAAAAGAUGAUUUGGAAAAAAGUCACUCUUCUGAUCAAAGCUAUUUAGCCCCGAGGUUUCCUUUUCGGUUUCUUUUCAAUGAUAACAAUAAUUCUCCUUCCAAAUAUGGUGUUAGUGAAAAUGGUUUUGCUUCUGAUCCUUUCAGCACUGGAACUCCGAGAAGUCGGCACAACUUUAUGAUGCUAUUUUUGAAGUUGAGUUUAGUUGUGAUUGUAAUUUGUGCUCUUACUGGAUCGUUUUGGUGGGCAAUUUCAAUUUCAACCUCAUCAAGAAGUCAGUUAUCUCAUAACUUCAGGAAGCUUCAAGAACAACUUGUAUCAGAUUUAUGGGAUAUUGGGGAGAUAUCUGUUGGUUCUCCAAGGUCAAAAGAAUUGGAAUUUUGUUCCCAGGAUGCUGAAAAUUAUGUUCCUUGCUUCAAUCUAUCGCAAAAUCUUGCCUUGGGUUUUGCUGAUGGUAAUGAGUUGGAUCGACACUGUGAAGGUCGGUCAAGGCAAAAUUGUUUAGUUCUUCCACCUGUGAAUUAUAGGAUUCCACUUAGGUGGCCAACUGGAAGAGAUGUUAUCUGGGUUGCAAAUGUUAAAAUUACUGCCCAGGAGGUACUUUCCUCUGGAAGCAUGACCAAGAGGAUGAUGAUGUUGGAUGAAGAGCAGAUUUCCUUUCGCUCAGCCUCGCUAAUGUUUGAUGGCGUUGAAGACUACUCGCAUCAAAUAGCAGAAAUGAUUGGGCUGAGAAAUGAAUCUAACUUCAUUCAAGCUGGGGUUAGAACCAUCUUGGACAUAGGGUGUGGUUAUGGCAGCUUUGGAGCACAUCUCUCUUCCAAACAGCUCCUAACCAUGUGCAUUGCAAAUUAUGAGGCCUCAGGCAGUCAAGUUCAACUAACUCUUGAGAGAGGACUUCCUGCAAUGAUUGGUGCUUUUACUUCAAAACAGUUGCCAUAUCCGUCACUUUCCUUUGACAUGUUGCAUUGUGCUCGUUGUGGCAUUGAUUGGGACCAAAAAGAUGGUAUUCUCUUACUUGAAGUUGACAGAGUUUUGAAGCCAGGUGGAUACUUUGUCUGGACUUCACCACUUACCAAUCCUCAGCGUUUCCUCCGUAACAAGGAGAAUCAAAGAAGAUGGAACUUUGUUCGUGAUUUUGCAGAAAAAAUCUGUUGGGAGCAGUUGUCACAGCAAGAUGAAACUGUUGUAUGGAAAAAAACUAGUAAAGCGAGUUGUUAUAGUUCUCGGAAGCCUGGUUCUGGCCCUUCUAUCUGCAGCAAAGUCCAUGAUGUUGAAUCUCCCUAUUAUCUACCUCUCCAAGCCUGUAUAAGUGGAACACGCAGCCACCGAUGGAUACCUAUUGAAAAGAGGAGCACUUGGCCCUCUAGGGCUAACUUAAACAAGAAAGAACUUGCCAUACACGGUGUAGAUCAAGAAGAAUUCACCGAGGAUACUGAAGAUUGGAAAUCAGCAGUCCGUAACUAUUGGUCUCUUUUGUCCCCAUUAAUAUUUUCGGAUCAUCCUAAGAGACCUGGUGAUGAAGAUCCUUCUCCACCUUAUAACAUGGUCAGAAAUGUGCUGGACAUGAAUGCUCAUUUUGGUGGCUUUAAUUCUGCAUUACUGGAAAAAGGGAAAUCAGUGUGGGUCAUGAAUGUAGUCCCAACUAUUGCAACCAACUAUCUCCCAAUGAUUCUUGACAGAGGUUUUGUUGGUGUAUUGCAUAAUUGGUGUGAAGCAUUCCCAACAUACCCAAGAAAUUAUGACUUGGUGCAUGCAGCUGGACUUCUAUCCCUUGAAGCAGAUCAGCAUAGGUGCUCCAUGCUUGAUAUAUUCACUGAGAUAGAUCGUAUACUUCGUCCAGAGGGUUGGGUGAUAAUUCGUGACGAAACUCAUCUUAUUGAGGCAGCAAGAACUCUAACAACUAAGUUGAGGUGGGAUGCACGAGUCAUAGAAAUUGAGAGUAGCAGUGACGAGAGACUUCUUAUCUGCCAGAAACCAUUCUUUAAGAAACAAGCAAGCUAAUUCUGAGUUCUUUAAGGGAAGCUCAAGAAGUUCGAUCAUGGUAUUUAUAUUCAUUUAGUAGACAUUAUUGAAUUACUAUAAAGCUCCACCGUACAAAGGGGAGACCAAAAAUUUUGAAAGGAAAGGAAGAAAUCAGAACACAGAGAGCCAAACAAAAGUGAAUCAUGGUGGAACCAACCACAACUCCUAUGGAGCCGUAAGGCAUACAUAGGACCAUGUAAUUACUCAAAUUCAGGCGCAGUGAAAGUCAGAGAAGAAGUAUACAAUUAGAUUCAAAUUUAAUCUUUCAUGUCAUGUCUCAUUAUAAUUAUACAACUACAUGAUUAAGAUUGUGAAAAUGAUUAGAGAAUAAGGAUUUAUUUGCUGUAGUAUAUAAAAAAUCAGGUCAGUCCAUUCAUAUGAAGAAAAUUUUUCUUCAUUUUCUGUCAUAUUCUUGCUUUUGCAAGGCAUUUUUUCAAUGAACGUGUCUUUUAUUGAAGUGUUCAUCCCAAAGUUCGGCUUUAGAUUUUAUUCAUAGGUCUUUUGUAACAUGUACUUGAAAUUUCAUCCAGCUUUUAUUGUUUGAAGCUGGCAAUCUGACUUUAAUGGUGACAAAUAUUUGCACACGUGAUUAUUGUGAUCAA